Molecule: messenger RNA, 1674 nt
Organism: Patiria miniata (bat star)
Lineage: Eukaryota; Metazoa; Echinodermata; Asteroidea; Valvatida; Asterinidae
Product: glutenin, high molecular weight subunit DX5-like
Exons: 7
Coding region: 83-1480 (465 amino acids)
Cellular component (GO): membrane
Source: RefSeq, a predicted model, not a curated record
UUCGUGAUAUCUUCACAGUUGAGAUUUUUACAACCCGUCUGGGACAUCUCUGAACGAAAAGGCACCAACCAUAAGAAUUACCAUGCAAGUAACCCAGGUCAACAGUCCGGCCAACGCAGCAGGCUACGGCCGGCGUCGAGCGGCCAGGAUACCCCAUGGAGUGCCCGGUCUAGUCGGGACCUCCAUCGUCCAGCUGAUCCUCGGAGGUAUAACCACCGGGCUCGGCAUUGCAGCCAUCUUCGUUGAGAGCGCGUGGUUUAAUUCCGGUUGGGCGGUCUGGACUGGAACUGUGUUUUUCGUGGUGACUGGUAUCCUGGGCAUCAUCCCUGCUUGCAUUAACAGGAACAAAUGCUUGAUCAUUGCUUUCUUGGUAAUGUCCAUCCUCUCUUCGGUCUUUGCUGGUGCGCUGUUGAUUGGGUCGGCCAUCGGUGCAGCAGCGGAGAGCGGCGAACCUAGUUGCAAUCUCUACCAGUAUUGGGAUGGAUGGCGUUGCGCCUAUAACUGGGAAUCUCGCUUUGCCGUGGAUGUUCUGCUUGUGGGGGUUUCUUUGGCUGAGCUUGUCUUUAGCAUCAUUGGCUCGGCGCUCUGUUGCUACGGCCUGUCCACUUACAUGCCCAACACCCCCGAAACGGUUCGAUAUGUCACUCAACAGCAGCAGAUGCAGCAGCCUGGCACUCAGUUUGUUCCCGUCAUAAACACCCAGCAGCCACAGCCGCAACCGCAGCCGCAGCCGCAGCCGCAGCAACAACAACCAUAUCAGAUGCAAGCUGCACCAGCAGCGGCCCCAGUGAAAGGUGGAUACUUGGUGAGUUCCCCGUAUGCUGGACAAGGCCUGUAUCCUACCCAGCAGCUCGGGGUAGCUACCCAGCAGGUAGGUCUUCAAAUUCCCCCGCAGUACUCUGGGAGAACCACCCCACUCCUUGAUGUCUCCCAGCAGCAUUCGGGACGCAGCACUCCUCAAAUGGUUUAUGUCCAACAGCCUGCCGUUGUUCCUGUUCUUGUGCCUCCACAGCCGAACGUGGUUCCUCAACCACAAGUGGGUCUUCAGACGGUGCAGGCGAGUUUCCAGCAAUCGGGGGUUCCUGUCCAACAGGGAGGUGGUUCCCAACAGGUAGAGGUUGGUUCCCAACAAGUAGGGAUCGGUUCGCACCAAGCGGGGAUAGGUUCCCAACAAGUUGGCAUUGGUUCCGAUCAAGGAGGGCUUGGUUCCCCACAGGUGGGGAAUGGUUUCCAGCCGAUAGGUGUUGGUUCUCAGCAUGUUGGAAUCAGUUCCCCGCAGGUUGGAAUCGGUUCCCCGCAAGCAGGAGUUGCUCCCCAGGAGAUGGCUUCCCAGCCAGAAGGGAUGGCUGCUGAUCAGCCGGCCACGUUCCAGGGAUCUGAUGAGAAGGAGACGGUUGAGGAUCAGGAGGUUAAAGAAUUGGAAAUGGGAGGAGACGAGCAGUACCGGGACGACAAGCUGCUCCUGGCCGACACAGAUUAGAUCCUUUUGAUUUGGUAGUAAUCGUAACGGAUUAGAAAGUUGUCAGAAAAGAAUGACUAUAAUCUGUAGUAAUCAAAACUGAUCGGAAUCUGUAGUCAUCGCAACAGAUCGGAAUCUGUGGUUAUCGCAACGGAUUAGAAUCUGUCGUAAUCCCAACAAAUUAAUAUAUGUAGGCCUAUGGUAUUCUCAGCGGA